This is a messenger RNA of Helicoverpa armigera (cotton bollworm), 3588 nucleotides long. RefSeq names its product coatomer subunit gamma. The record is from RefSeq and is a predicted model, not a curated record. The transcript is spliced from 2 exons. Bases 98 to 2689 code for a protein of 863 amino acids. Lineage: Eukaryota; Metazoa; Arthropoda; Insecta; Lepidoptera; Noctuidae. Gene Ontology annotation, cellular component: endoplasmic reticulum-Golgi intermediate compartment; endoplasmic reticulum; COPI vesicle coat. Gene Ontology annotation, biological process: organelle transport along microtubule; intracellular protein transport; protein secretion. Gene Ontology annotation, molecular function: structural molecule activity.
ACAGUGACAUUUCAUUAUCGACUCGCUGCAAGUGACGUGUAAACUGUAUUCGUCGGCACCCUAUAAUUUCCUUCUCGGAAGCCCAAAAAAGCUCAAAAUGAGCUUCAAACGUGACAAAAAGGAGGAAGAAGACAGCGGCGGGAACCCCUACCAGAACUUGGACAAAACAAUAAUCCUACAAGAAGCGAGAUACUUCAAUCAAUCGCCUGUAAAUCCGCGAAAAUGCUCGCUUAUUUUGACGAAGAUUUUGUAUUUAUUGAACCAGGGAGAGAAGUUUACUACUCAAGAGGCUACAGAAGCCUUCUUUGCGACUACAAAACUGUUUCAAUCCAAAGAUGUGAUGCUCCGUCGAAUGGUUUACUUAUGCAUCAAAGAAUUGAGUACGCUAGCUCAGGAUGUGAUCAUCGUUACUUCUUCACUAACAAAAGACAUGACGGGGAAGGAAGAUUUGUACAGAGCGGCUGCUAUAAGGGCUCUAUGCAGUAUUACAGAUAGUACGAUGCUGCAAGCGAUAGAAAGAUACAUGAAACAGGCAAUUGUUGACAAGAAUCCCGCAGUGAGUUCUGCUGCCCUGGUAUCGGCGCUCCAUUUGUCAUCGACGGCGCCCGAGUUGGUCCGAAGAUGGGCGAAUGAAGCUCAGGAAGCAAUCAGCUCCGAUAACGCUAUGGUAUCCUACCACGCUCUAGGCGUCGUGGCUGGCUCCAGGAAGAACGACAAACUGUCCACCGUCAAACUGGUAACGCGUCUCGCUAGGGCUCCGCUAAAGUCGCCCUACGCUCUCUGUCUCCUAAUCCGCCUAGCCGCACAGCUGGUCGAAGAUGACGAUUCAGAUGCUGCCCAACCUUACAUAGAGUUUAUCGAGUGCUGUCUAAGACAUAAAUCAGAAAUGGUGAUCUACGAAGCAGCCCACGCGAUAGUCAAUCUUAGAAAGACCGCUAGAGAUUUGGCUCCCGCUGUGUCAGUCCUGCAAUUGUUCUGCGGGUCGUCGAAAGCGUCUUUAAGGUUAGCAGGAGCCAGGACUCUUGCUAGAUUGACCGCGAAACAUCCUACGGCUGUAGCUGCCUGCGCUGUUGAUCUUGAAAAUUUGAUAUCUGAUCCUAAUCGUUCUGUAGCUACAUUAGCAGUCACCACUUUGCUAGCGACAGGGGCCGAGAGUUCCGUAGACAGACUGAUGAAACAGAUAUCCAGUUUCGUAUCAGAGAUUUCUGACGAGUUUAAAAUUGUGGUCGUAAGAGCUAUUAGGAGAUUGUGCACGAAGUUCCCGCGGAAACAUCAGUCAUUAGCGGCGUUUUUGGCAGGAAUGUUACGCGACGAAGGAGGUUUAGAAUAUAAGGCUGCUAUCGCUGAUGCCAUUAUAGCUUUGGUUGAAGAGAAUCCGGAAGCCAAAGAGACUGGGUUAGCCCAUCUCUGCGAGUUUAUCGAAGAUUGUGAACACACGGCUUUGGCUGUUCGUAUCCUACAUUUACUUGGUCGUGAAGGGCCAAAAUCCCGUCAACCUUCAAGAUACAUAAGGUUUAUUUAUAACAGGGUGAUUUUAGAGUCUGGGCCUGUGAGGGCAGCCGCUGUGUCCGCGGUUGCACAAUUUGGAGCCCAAAGACCUGAAUUGCUGCCAAAUAUAAGAGUCUUACUUGCUCGCUGCCAAUUGGAUGAAGAAGACGAAGUAAGAGAUAGAGCUAUUUACUAUAGCGCGAUUUUAGACACGGGUGAUCAGCAAUUGAUUAAUGAUUACAUAGUUAACGUGCCGAAACCAAACCCAGUUCUUCUAGAAAAGGCUUUGCGAGACCACUUGGCUACUACACCAGAUGAUCCUUUCAACAUUUUAACAGUCCCCGCGGAAGAAGACCAGAAGGAAAAUAAAGAGGCCAUCGUCGAAAUUGAGGUCAGGAAACCGGUGCAAAUGUCUAUUGAAGAAAUUUACGCUGAACAACUGGCUAAAAUACCUGGCAUUGAAAGGCUGGGUCCUGUAUUCAAAACUAAUCUGCCUAUAGAUUUGACAGAGGCAGAAACUGAAUAUAGGGUGAGAUUACUUAAACAUGUUUAUGCCAGACAUGUUGUAUUACAAUUCGAGUGCGUUAACACCUUAAGUGAUCAAUUGUUGGAACAAGUCCAUGUUAGGCUUGAGGUACCACCAGAAUACGAAAUAAAGUCUAUAGUUCCGUGCCCAAAAUUGGUGUAUGACAAACCUGGUAGUGUCUUCGUGAUUGUCGAAUAUCCAUGCGCUUUUCUAGACAGUCUCGGCACAUUUGGAGCUACUUUAGAAUUUGUGGUCCGCGACUGUGACCCGAACACAGGAAUUCCUGAUCAAGGCGAAGGAUAUGCGGAUUCAUAUCCUUUAGAGGAGUUUGAAAUGUGGUGUUCUGAUCAAAUCCGGGCGAGAGCUGGAUCAGAUGACUGGGAACAGACUUGGGAUCGGGCGGCAAAUGCUCCUGAAGCGAGUGAUACUUUUGUGCUUUCCCAAAAUGAUAUUAAUGAGGCUGCUAGAGCUGUUUGUGAACAUCUUGGUUUACCUAAAGCCGCCGUUGUAGGUGACGCAGUGAAGGACAUAAGGGGAGGUGGAAUUUUCAGGGGCGGAGCACCCGUGCUUGUUAGGGCUCGUCUAGCGGCUGCUAGUGGCGGAGUCACCAUGAAGUUAGCAGCCAGAUCCCCUAGGGAAGAUGUGGCACAACUGCUUUUGGCAGCAGUCGGUUAAAAAAUACUUAAUUUUUCCUCUCUGAUUGAUGUAUUAUUAUUGUAGAUUUUUAUGACUUACUUAUUAGUUUUUAAGGCAUUUCCGAUAUUUAUAAUAAGCGUAAGCAAAGAAACUUAUCAAUAUUUUCAUUUAUAAAAUGUAUACCUUGGAAUUCAGUUUUAGAAAAGUAAUAAUACCCUAUGUAAAUUUUUGAGAUUCAUAAAAGUAUGUUACUAGCUUCCACCCGCGGUUUCACCCUCCUCCCGAGUAAACACUACCAUAUAUAAAAAGGUAGCUUAUGUCUAUAAUAUCUAUGUACCUUUCAUUAUAAAAAGUUUCAGAAGUUUUAGUGCAAAAGCGUGACAGACAGUUAAUUCUGCAUUUAUUAUAAUAGUAGAAAAGGUUUUCAAACCAUACAUUCCUUUGAUAUCAUUGUAACAAACAAGUGGUCAGAAUUCGUAGAAAUUAUUAUAAAAUAAUGUACAGAAGCCAGCACAUUAAGCUUCUCCAAUCUAUAGGUACUAAUUAUAAUUAGAUUCAUUAAUUAGAUUCUAUUGAAAAGAUUUGAAAAACUCAUUCACAGUUGGAAAGCUACACUGUUCCCGAGUAACAUAGGCUAUAUUUUAUCCCGGUAUGGGUAGUAGUUCCCACGGGACGCGGGUGAAAAUUUUCCCAAUCAACAUUGAACUUUAAGCUUUAGAAAUAAAGUUAAAAGUCUAUUGAAGACAUUUGACAGACAGUAGCUUUGUUCAAAAUGUUCUAUUGUAUCAUACAUAAUGCAUAUAAUGGCCUACAUUUAAAAUUUCAAGUGAACAAUAUCUUGUCAAAAUCAUUAAUAUAUUUUAGUUAAUACCUAGUAUAGUUUUGAUAUUUUGUAUUAAUCUCUAUUCUUUAUUUAAAUAAACAUAUUAUGUAGUCAA